AUGCUUAGCGAUGGCAGAAUCAAUCAGACAACGGCGCUUACACGGCAGUACGUUUACAUUAAAGAAAUUUUCGAUUCCAGAAAAAAAUAAAGUAAUGUUAGAACUAAUGAAAUCAGAUAGAAAAAACUUAAAAAAUCAGAUAACGCUUUCGCAAUUUUGCAACAAACAGAAUUUCUGUGCCAAUCAGCUGAUAUAAAAAAUCUUGACAACGAGAUCGUCUCUUUUCUUUCUUGUCGAUAGUUACAUUCCGUCAUUUGGCAUAUCGUUUUUCAUAGAUUUUCCACCGAAAUUCGGGAUGUCGACGUGGGAAGUCGUCGUCAAUGGAUAUCGACAUUGCGCUACCUGAAAUUAAACUAGACAUUUUUUCGAAUCUAUUAUCUUUUUUUAUAAUAUACAGUAAAAAAAUUCAUUUUGAAACGGGGAUAACCGUGGAGUUCAACCUGCGGGGCUUUCUUUUCGACAUUUGUAUAACCUGCUUACUCUGAUUGUAAUUACUAUGUUGCUUCAGCGCCCUAUCCGAGCAGGAUAUUACCGACCUAAACCUGGAUUCGGUCGUUUCCAAGGACCGAUCGUUGCGACUGCCGGAGAGAUUUGGUGGGAUGGAAGUUCAGUGGUCAGGUAAGGCUGGGUUCACUGUAUGAUCUUUUGCUGGAAUGUUUGACAUUUUUUGUUUUAGAAUUACGCCAAAACGCGAGUUCUUUAGAAAGGGAGAUCGAUGAACUUCUUGGUUUGUUAAAUGGUGUAUUGCCAAAAGAUGGUAAGUCAUUCUUGUCGAAUAUUGUUUAUUUUUAGGUCGUUUACGCAACGAUGCGAGCUAUUUGGCUGCUCAGAGAAGCCAAUUUGAGAAAGUUUCGGCUGAUUUAGACUCUCGAACAUCCAGGUUACAAGAUAUCAAUGAAAGAGUAGGUAUACCUUUUCGGUUAUCUAUCUUAUUUUAGAUGAAUGCUUAUCUUAGUGAAUAUGAGAGAAACGGGCAUUACGAUCAAUCGAUGAGGUCGUUGUACUUUAGACAUCGGGAAAUGUUUCGGUCCUAUUGCCAAGAACUCAGCCGAAGUCAGAGCAACAUCUCCAAUGAGCUCAAACGGUACCUAAAGAUUGAUUUUAAAAAUUGUUUCUAGGGCUGAACUUCUUUGUGGAUCUACAGCAACUCAAUCUGAAGGCUCAGCUUUAAGCAAUCGAGCGAAGACUUCGGAUUAUUUACUAAGAGAAAACGAUCGGAUCAAUAGUUGUGAUAGACUGCUGGAUGAUCAGAUUAGUAUUGCCAUUGGGAUUAAGGACAGCGUACAAAAUCAGAAACUCAAUAUGAAUGAUAUCAGUAGGAAAUUGCAUCUUCUCGGGAGUGGGUUUUGCAUAUUUUAAUUUUCAUGCUUAAAAUUACAAAAUAAAAUGUUAUCUGAUUUUAGAGAAAUACCCCGCUCUAGGAUCACUGAUGACCAAAAUACGAGCCAAAAAGCGGAAAGACACAAUAAUCUUGGCCGGUGUGAUAACAACUUGUCUGAUAUUUAUCUUCUUUUACCUGAACCAUUAA
Molecule: messenger RNA, 1528 nt
Organism: Bursaphelenchus xylophilus (pine wood nematode)
Lineage: Eukaryota; Metazoa; Nematoda; Chromadorea; Rhabditida; Aphelenchoididae
Source: the annotation of a GenBank genome assembly